AUGAGCAACAAAGUUUAUUUCGAUGUCGCUGCCGACGGCAAAAACUUGGGUCGCAUUGUCUUUCAGCUUUACGAUGAUGUCCCAAAAACUGCUGAAAACUUUCGUGCUCUUGCCACCGGUGAAAAAGGUUUUGGCUACCAAGGUUCAACCUUUCAUCGAGUAAUUCCAGACUUUAUGCUUCAAGGCGGUGACUUUACUAAUCACAAUGGCACUGGUGGCAAGUCAAUUUAUGGCGAAAAGUUUCCUGAUGAGAACUUUAACCACAAGCACGACAAGCCUGGUCUCCUUUCCAUGGCCAAUGCUGGCCCCAAUACCAAUGGCUCUCAGUUUUUUAUUACGACUGUCAAGACCAAUUGGUUGGACGGAAAGCAUGUUGUUUUUGGAGAGGUGAUUGAAGGUUUCAAUGUUGUCAAGGAUAUUGAAGCUCUAGGCUCCUCUAGUGGCAAAACUAAAUCCAAGAUUGAAAUUACCAAGUCUGGUACUCUUUAA
Magnusiomyces paraingens is the source of this 489-nucleotide messenger RNA. RefSeq lists its product as uncharacterized. The transcript has 2 exons. The record is from RefSeq and is a predicted model, not a curated record. Bases 1 to 489 code for a protein of 162 amino acids. Gene Ontology annotation, molecular function: peptidyl-prolyl cis-trans isomerase activity. Lineage: Eukaryota; Fungi; Ascomycota; Dipodascomycetes; Dipodascales; Dipodascaceae. Gene Ontology annotation, biological process: protein folding; protein peptidyl-prolyl isomerization.